Chrysoperla carnea is the source of this 1606-nucleotide messenger RNA. Its product is annotated as protein trunk. Gene Ontology annotation, molecular function: signaling receptor binding. The transcript is spliced from 2 exons. Bases 74 to 730 code for a protein of 218 amino acids. The record is from RefSeq and is a predicted model, not a curated record. Lineage: Eukaryota; Metazoa; Arthropoda; Insecta; Neuroptera; Chrysopidae.
AAUUGUGAAUAAUUGUUGUGAAUUUAGUGCAAAAUUUAGCAAUAAAAAUUUCGAUAAUAUUAAUUGCAGUGGAAUGACUGAAAUGGAAUUACGUGAAAUAUUGGGACCAGCUUAUAAUCCACGGUAUAUGAGUAUACAAGAGCCUCAAAAAGUGACAUCGAUCGAUGAGAAAACUGGUUUAAAACGUACUAUUGGUGAUUUCGCACCAAAUUUUUAUGUUGACGGAGAUUUUGGCACAAAUUUGGAUGAAAAUGAUGACGAUAUAGCAUUGUUACCUGCAUGGAGUACAAAAUAUAGUUUGGAAGAUGUUAUUGACUAUAAUCGAAGUCGAGAAAAACGGUCACCGAUGUCAGUUUCGAAACGAUUUAAAAAUAUUAUGGGAGAAUUGGACAUGAUCUCAAAUGGUGGGAGUAAGAAUAAUAAUAAUCAACGUGCCAGACCUUGGGAAUGUGAAUCACGAAUACGUUGGAUAGAUUUAGGACGUGAAUAUUUUCCACGUUAUUUACGUACUGUUGAAUGUUUAGCACAUGACUGUUGGUAUGGUCACUAUACUUGCAAACCACGUUCGUUUACUGUGAAAAUGUUAAGAAAGCGAGGAGGUUUAUGUGCACCAAUCAAAGAUGGGCAAGAUAAACGAAAAAUUGGACAAGAAGGUUUACCAAUGGAUCUUCGACAAUUAUGGGUGUGGGAGGAACGCGCUGUUACAUUUUGUUGUGAUUGUUCAGCUUAGAAGAGUAACUGUGAUAUUCUGUGGCCUAAUAUCUUGACUAUGAAGCCGAUGUUACCAGGUUUUAUUUGCAAUUUUAUAGUACUUGAAAUUUAAAAAGCUUCUUUCACAUUUUCACUUGGAAUUUUUUUAAUUUGCCAAAAAAGAUCAAAAUCAUAGUUGAAAUCAUGUUUCUAAAUCAUUUUGACCUAUACAUUAAAACAUUUACUUAUCGUUAGAUGCAGAACAGCACCUUCUGAGUAGCAAAUUUAUUAAUUCAAUUCCUAUUUAUUAAAAUAUAUUGGGAAUAUUAUUACAUAAAUAACGAAAUUAUAGUGUAUAAAAAUUCGCCCAAAAACUUGUGUAUUACUGAUUUGAAUUAAUUAAUUUCAUGGAUAACUGAUUUCCCGUUCACACUUCUGCCUUGGGACCGAUUCCAUUCGCUUCAUAUUAAAAAAGACAUAAGAAAAGACCUUAGCACCUACAAAUUUCUCUAAUGGGUUAGACUGAGAUCAAAGACUAUUAAUUUCAUUAUAUGACUAGACUUGUAGGUUCCUCGAUCAUAUUUUGGCCUCGGAGCCGAUUCCAUUCGAUUUGGCAUAAAGUACAUUAUAAGGCACCUUAAGAACAUAAAAUUUCUAUAAUGGGCUAGAAUAGGACUAAAAAAAUUCUUAAUUUUGUAAUCAUUUGUGAUUUGAUGGUUCCUUGACCACAUUUCAGCGUCGGGACCGGUUCCAUUCGUUUUCACUUAAAAAUAUACACCAGAAAAGACCUAAAGACCAACAAAUUUCUCCAAUGAGAUUUUAGUUACAGAUCUGAAAUUCAAUUAUACUGGAAAUUUGUGUCUUAAAUUCCGUAAAGCCUUUUAAGUACUUACUUGAGAAUGUGAAAGAGGAUAAA